Mugil cephalus (flathead mullet) is the source of this 1072-nucleotide messenger RNA. It is a transcript of the gene gfer, whose product is annotated as growth factor, augmenter of liver regeneration (ERV1 homolog, S. cerevisiae). Lineage: Eukaryota; Metazoa; Chordata; Actinopteri; Mugiliformes; Mugilidae. The record is from RefSeq and is a predicted model, not a curated record. The transcript is spliced from 3 exons. Gene Ontology annotation, molecular function: flavin adenine dinucleotide binding; flavin-dependent sulfhydryl oxidase activity. Gene Ontology annotation, cellular component: mitochondrion. Gene Ontology annotation, biological process: liver development. The coding region runs from base 15 to 590 and encodes 191 amino acids.
UGGACACAGAGAACAUGGCGGCGCCCACGGCUUCGGGAGGACCGUCAACCUCCAGUCACACCGGGGUCCAAGGUUUCCCGUUCCCAGCGGCCGUCAGGGCCCCGGACACCCCCGAGAAGGGGCCGCCGCAGCCCGGGGGGUCGGGCAAGAAGCCGUGCAGGGCCUGUACGGACUUUAAAUCAUGGAUGAAGCUACAGAAAGACCAGACUCCUGCUGCACAGGAGACCCCAUCACAGACUCAGACGGACCCCCAGUGUCCUCUGGACAGGGAGGAGCUGGGCCGUAACACCUGGUCCUUCCUGCACACCAUGGCGGCGUAUUACCCCGACCAGCCGUCCCCCAGCCAGCAGCAGGAGAUGGGACAGUUCAUCCACCUGUUCUCCAAGUUCUUCCCCUGUGAGGAGUGUGCAGAGGACCUCAGGGGCAGACUAAAAACCACCCGGCCGAACACCAGCAGCCGUCACGCUCUCUCUCAGUGGCUCUGCCGGCUUCACAACGACAUCAACAUCCGUCUGGGGAAGCCAGAGUUCGACUGCUCGCGGGUGGAUGAGAGGUGGAGGGACGGAUGGAGAGACGGAUCCUGCGACUGAGGGACGAGAAGAUUCCUCCUGUCGUCCUGUGUAGAAAGAUGAAAGUCUGAUCCGGUUUUGUUACGAUCGCUGAUAAAAGGAAAGAGGAAUAAAAGUGUUCCUCUGAAACAGUGCAGAGUUUUAAACUGUUCAUUUAGUUGAUGUUGUUUCUUUGCUGUGUUUUGAUGUAUGAAUCUCUGCAAAAUGUUUUUCUCUUAUAAUUCUGAUUAAUUCUGUGAAUAAUUCAUGCUGAUAAAUGUUUAUAUGAAGAUGACUGCAGAUGUGUGCGCUUGGUGUGGGAAUGUAUUUAAAUUAUUCAUUGAUGAAAGUUCAAAUGAUGUUGUCUUCUAAUUACUGACAAAACUUGUUGAUUAUCCAGUUGUUAAAUGACACUUUAUACAAUAAUCAGGUAAUAGAUCAGUGGACUAUAGAAAAUCAUUUAUAUUCUCAUUAAGUUUUUGUGAAGGUGGAGACACAGACAUUAAACCUGUUUGAUUAAUUGA